Messenger RNA from Ectocarpus sp. CCAP 1310/34, 4162 nucleotides. NCBI's taxonomy places the organism in Eukaryota, Phaeophyceae, Ectocarpales, Ectocarpaceae. The record is from the annotation of a GenBank genome assembly.
AUGGUUUAGCAGUGCAACAGCUCUCGUUUAGCUGUGUGUGUUGUGGGGCGUAUUCUGAAGAACGGCAUUUGUCGGCUGGAGUCGGUACAUGAGCUCAAUCGUCGGAGCGGCGCUACCCUGGGUUGGAGAAAAGGUGUCUGACUUGCUGGGUCGUCAAAGGGAGGCGAGCAACAACAUGGUAGCGGGCGGCAGCGGCAGGGCUGGCGUAGUCGAUGCUGAUAUCACUACGGCGACUGCAAUGAGGAUGGGUGCGCCUUCAUCGGCUCGAGUGCGCACCGCGCGAGCUGCUGCGUCCAGCAGCAGGAGGGCAACGCAACUCAAGAACGGCAGCAACAGCAGGAACCGCAGCGGUAGCAGUAGUGGCUGUAUUUUGCCCGUCCGGCGCGUUCGCAAAAGAGCAAAUACGUCUCCCAUCGCCGGUACUUCCCGGCACGAGGCGAAUAGCAACGGUGCGGCUGGAGCAGCAGGUCGCACUAACAAUGAUUGCGCGCCGCAAGACAAAACGCCCAAGGGGACAUCAGUGUGGGAGCCCGAGAACUUUCAGGGUGGCGGCGGCAGCAGCAACACGACAGGCGUGCUGAAAAAACGGCGCUCCACGGACGCCCUCGCCGGUAGCAACGCCAAUGGGCUCCCAUCUCCCCCGCCAGGAAACGGCAACAGGGCCGUGUCUGGAAUGGGGCUCCACUGGUCGGGGAAGAGCAGCAUUUCGACACACAGCAAGGGUGGGGACGCUGACGUCGCCGGUGGCACGCGGAGCUUAACUAGUGAGGAUAUCGUUAGCGGUAGCAGUGGUGCGGGUGUAAGAGCGUCAGCGGCGACGCGGGUGGGAGAAGGUCGGGCGCGAGGGCCGUCAUCAUCUACUCAUGAUGCGCGGGUGGUCCUCCCGGCAACGAGAAGCACUAGGGGAGGCACGAUCCCGUCGGCCAUUGCAGAGGGUAACGCUGGGAUCAGGAACAACAGGAAGUCCAGCAGAGCAGAGGAGGGGCAGAGAGACGUGGGAAAUUUGACGCCCUACGAUGCCCAAAUGGAUGUAAUCGAGGCCGAGAGCUGCCCGUCGAGCUUGACGCAACAGCGGGCAGAGGAAGCCGGGCGACGAGCACAAACGGAGCGGUUUUUAGCGCCUCUUCCUCCCGUUGGAGCAGGCGGAGUUGGGGGGGGGAAAGCCGACCUGACCAUCUCCAAUUGGCCACCUCGAACGGAUAGCGUUAAUGGGACCGGUGACGCCCAUGUCGUCAGCGGCAGUGGCGGCAACGGUGUUGGUAACGGCUACACGAACGGCAAGAGCAAUAGGGCCUGCUGGAAAACAUCGUCGGCAUCGUACUCGAACUCCUUAGAUUCCUCCGCCCCUGUUUUCAGCAACGGGGUGCUCGCUCCCCGACCUUUUUCGUCGACCGGUAAGGGCCGCAGUUUUGACGGCAGCGGGAAGAAAAGUGAUCGCUCCGAAAAUGGCGGGGGUGGGGCCGCCGGCGCGCCUAGAUCCCUCCGUGCGGUACUGAGAGGGCGAAACGUGGCCUCAAGGGAGGUGGGAUCGUCCUCCGGCUCGUCAACUAAUACUCAUGCCAACGAGGAUGCCGAACGCGGCGUUGGUGUUGGCGGGGGCGCCGUUUCUGCUGCUCCUGAGGUCGCGCCGAAAAACGGAGGGCGGUUGGCCUGGUGCGGGGACAGGGGAUUGUUGGCGAGGCCACCUGCUACGCUGCAGCCUCGCCAGCACCCCUUUGUGAGGUCGUCGUCGUUGUCCUACGCAGCUUCCACCAAAGGCCUGGCUUCCGCCGCCGGCCGAGGUGCCCAUGCGGCCGGCAGUUCCUCUGCGUGUGAUGCACUUUCGGGACGGUGUUCACAACGGCAGUCUACGGCGGCGGCGGCAGCGUGCCUUGGGCGUCUCGAUUUCACCGCCGUCAAUGUGGAUGCUGCCGGCGCGGCGUACCCGAGCGGUUGUGGGGGGGGUGGUUCCGACCGCCGCGGCGAUGUGGCCUGGAGUGGGAGAUUCGCGAAUGGCGGUAGCACUGCCGGCGAAGGCCAUGGUCGUGGUGCGGGUGGGAUAACAUCCGGAGAUCGAGAAGCUAGAGAUGGUCCCGAAAGUGUGACGCAAGAGAGUGGGGAAGUACGGGUGAUGGAGAGUGUGGAAGUUGGGGCUGAUGAUGUCGCUACGAUGUCAUCGUCCGCUCUGUCGGUGACAAGCAGGGAAGACGAGGAGUCUGACACGGAAGACGUGUACAUGAUGGUGGACGACCGCUACGACCCCGACUACCACCCUUUCGCCGAGAGCCUUUUAGACGCAAAUUCUGGGGACGAAUCAAGUAUCCACAUGAGCGUGGCGAUUGAGCAUGAUAACCAUCACAACGAAGACGCCGCGGAGGCGAGGAAGACUAGAAUGAGGGCUCGAGUGGCGGCGGAAGGAGCGUAUCGAACACGGGAGAAGACAUCAAGUUAUGCGACCGUGCUCGGGGAUGACAGCGAAGAGUGCGCAGGAGAGUCGUCCCUUGCGCCAAAUGGUUCCGAUUGCGGUAGUAUUGCAGAUGGCGAUUCCGGCGGGCACCUGUCCGUCGGAGAAGAAGCGCCUGCGACGCGGGGCGGCGGCAGAAAGGAAACGCUUAAGUCCAAGUCGGCGCGGCGUUGGGCCAAAGCAAGCGCCAUGGCAGAGCAAUGCAAUGACACGGAUAACAAGCCAGAUCUUCGCGUCGCCAAGCCUCGGACGCGAACGGUUAUGGAGCCUCUGGUCCCUCCGCAACCGCCUCCGGGGCCGCGACAGUGGCCGGCGCGGCCGGCGAAUCGCGCGCUGGUGUACGUCGCAGCGGCACAGGCUUCCCGAAGGGCUCGGGGAUUCACCGGGUGGUCGUUCCCCAAGCUGCCCCCCGCUCUCGUACCCCCCAGUCUGCCGUUGGCGGUAGAGAAGCCAAAAAAGGAGGAGCUAGACGUCGAAGAGGAAACGCCGGGCGCUGACGCAGGUGGUGGAAUAGAAGAGGGAUCCGUGGUGGCGGCGGCUGAUAGAAGGAAGAAGGGGAGGAAGUGCGUGGAGUCUGGUAAGCUGCACAGUUUCUUGGGCUUUGCGAAGGACAACCCCCCCGGCGUUCCGUCGCCGAAUGAGCUGGGGUGGAUGUCGCUGGGACCGAUGCACACACCUGAAGGAAGGGCUGCCAUCAAGCGGCAGGCGCUUGAGGAGAAGCGGCGUGCGCUGGAGGAGAUCGCCCAGCGCAAGCGCGAGGAGCUCGAGAGGCGGAGACUCGAGCUGGAAAGGAUUGCCCAGCGGAAGCGCGACGAGCUCGAGAAGCGGAGACUGGAGCUGGAGAGGGUAGCCUACCAGAAGCGGCAAGAGAUUCUUGACGCCCUCCGCAUCAAGGAGGAGAUCGCGGAGGCCAGACGUAAACGUCGCCUCAACGUCCUUUUCCUGGGAAUGACGAGAGUGGCUGAGUACGACUCACGGGGCGGACUGACCAAGGGAAUGAAGCGAUUCGAUCUCGUAGAGAGAAUGGUACGAGACGACGUGAACGAAGCCAAUAUGAAUCCUUUGAGGGACACGGCGAGGGUGCUUGCGAUGGAAGCACUAGGGCACGAAGUCCGCUGCAUCAGCAAGGUCUCCACUCCGGGAGAGUCCGACUGCGAAAACUCUAGAAGCACGAGGGCUCACGGCGGUCCCACAGGACUGGGGCGCUUCCUGGCCACCGACAUCACCAACACGGGCGCAUCCAGAGGCUUCUUGCGGAAAAUCGAGGCAAGCUAUAGUCUUCUGCUUGUCGUAGGGCGUAUCGCCGUGAUCAUCCGCCCCGGGCCCUGCUGCCAACCAAUACCGGGAAGCGUUUCCCCGAUUUUCCAGGAUGAACACGAUCCAGGCGCAGACGACAAGAGAGAAGUAUUCGCUAGAAGGCACUGUGUUGACGGGAUGUAUACUGCCUGCUUGGUUUGGGCACUUUGUACCGACGUCCAGGAAAAGUGGGAGAACGUCACGUUUGACACGGUGCUGCUGGACCACUACUGGCUCCCUGACUCGGUCGUUUGGCUGAACAAGGGGUACAUGGCAAACGACGGAGGUUUGAUACAGAACUUGGUUCGGAUGACAAAGACGCAGCUCCUGAGCGACGACUUCGAGAUCAUUCUCCCGAUCAACCAGGGAAGAAACCUAGCCUUGCGCAAAGCAGUUCUGGCUCUUGUUCGAGGGCAAGCCUAG